UACUUCUGCCUCAGUCUGCGAUCUCUUCUGAGCCCACCAAACACCCAGGAAGAAAAUGGCCACAGCCGGAGUCGUGGUGUUAAGACUUUUCUUCGCGGCUGUCCUGAUGAGCUCCCAGAGGGCACGGGCUAUCAAAGCGGAACACACCAUCAUCCAGGCGGAGUUCUAUCUUUCCCCGGACGAGAAAGGAGAGUUUAUGUUUGACUUUGACGGUGACGAGAUUUUCCAUGUGGACCUUGAAAAGUCACAGACCAUCUGGAGACUGGAAGAAUUUGGGCAGUUCGCCAGCUUUGAGGCUCAGGGUGCAUUGGCCAAUAUAGCUGUGGACAAAGCUAACCUGAAAAUCAUGAGACAGCGUUCCAACAACACUGCAAACCCUAACGUACCCCCAGAGGUGACCGUGCUCUCCAGAAGCCCAGUGAGCCUGGGGGAGCCCAACAUCCUCAUCUGCUUCAUCGACAAGUUCUCCCCUCCCGCGGUCAACGUCACCUGGCUUCGGAAUGGACAGCCUGUCACCGAAGGCAUGUCAGAGACUGUGUUCCUCCCGAGGAAUGACCACCUCUUCCGCAAAUUCCACUAUCUGACCUUCCUGCCCUCCACAGAAGAUUACUACGACUGCAAGGUGGACCACUGGGGCCUGGAGGAAUCUCUGCUCAAGCACUGGGAGUUUGAAGAGCAAACCCCCCUCCCAGAAACUAAAGAGAAUGUGAUGUGCGCUCUCGGGUUGCUCGUGGGUCUCGUGGGCAUCGUCGCCGGGGUCGUCCUCAUCAUCAAGGGCAUGAAAAAACGCAACAACACUGCAGACCGCCGCCAAGGAGCCCUGUGAGCUGCCCAG
Acomys russatus (golden spiny mouse) is the source of this 835-nucleotide messenger RNA. Its product is annotated as H-2 class II histocompatibility antigen, E-K alpha chain. Bases 56 to 826 code for a protein of 256 amino acids. The transcript has 4 exons. NCBI's taxonomy places the organism in Eukaryota, Metazoa, Chordata, Mammalia, Rodentia, Muridae. Gene Ontology annotation, biological process: positive regulation of T cell activation; immunoglobulin production involved in immunoglobulin-mediated immune response; peptide antigen assembly with MHC class II protein complex. The record is from RefSeq and is a predicted model, not a curated record. Gene Ontology annotation, molecular function: MHC class II protein complex binding. Gene Ontology annotation, cellular component: membrane; MHC class II protein complex.